This is a messenger RNA of Aspergillus versicolor CBS 583.65, 2109 nucleotides long. RefSeq names its product rRNA-processing protein MPP10. Gene Ontology annotation, biological process: rRNA processing. The transcript has a single exon. Lineage: Eukaryota; Fungi; Ascomycota; Eurotiomycetes; Eurotiales; Aspergillaceae. Gene Ontology annotation, cellular component: small-subunit processome; sno(s)RNA-containing ribonucleoprotein complex; nucleus. The record is from RefSeq and is a predicted model, not a curated record. Bases 1 to 2109 code for a protein of 702 amino acids.
AUGAGGUCAAGGCAUUACGCUCGAGACCAACCUGGGCCUGAAACUUCGGAUGCGGUACCUUUGUCUCUCAAAUCGACGCUUUCAACACCCUGGGACUUCCUUCGUCCGACCAAAAAGUUACGUACCAGCAUAUUAGACAGCGCAAAAGUCUUCCUCGAUCCUCUUGCGGUUUCGGUCAGUGAUUCUCAAGCUACCCGCCAGCGAAAUGUUCGAAAACGGAAGCGCCCAGACGAAGAUCGAGACGCUGUAUUUAUUUUGCGGCUGAAACAAUUAUAUGUGGAUGGCUUUACGUCGGAUCAAAUUUGGGAGCAGGCUCUACGUAUUUUCGAUUCAACAGACCAAGAAAUCCAGCGCGACUACGCAACUUGGGUCCAUUAUGUACAUCAGUCUGUCGCUGAACUACCGGAACGUGCAUUGCAUCUCGACAGCUCAUCUCAGGAUGACGUAGAGGUUGAAAAUGCUAAUUCCAUUAGUGGCAUGAGCUCUAUCACUGAUGGAUAUAGCGUUGACGGAAAAAUUGUUGAAGAAGAUCAAUUUGAUGCCGAAAGCGACAAGUCGUCUCAAGGCUAUUUGGAUCAGAGCGACAAUGAAGAAGAUGGCCCUGAUGGAAGCUCGGAUGACGAUCAGGAUGGCGGCACGUAUGUGGAAGACCGAUUUGGAUUGAAUGAUGGUUUUUUCUCUAUUGACGAUUUCAAUAAACAAACUGAGCUAUUUGAACGGCAAAAUGCUCGAGGUGACUUGGAUGCCGAAAGCGACGAUGACGAAAUCAACUGGGAUGCCGAUCCUCUUGGUGCAGAAAACUUGAAUCUUUCUUCACGGACAAGAGUUGAUAGGGCUGGCGACGGCAUGGACCAGAGUGUUGACGAAGAGGAAGAAGAAGGCCCGACUUUCGACGAUAUGGGUGCUCAUGAUGAAUCGGAUAUAGAUGAAGACGAUUCUCGCGCCACGGCUCUCGGGGGAUCAGGUUUUUUUAACACGAGCGACAUCAUGUACGCUGACUUCUUUGAACCUCCACCCCGGAAAUCGUCGACCAAAAAGUCGCGCCCACUCCCGAAAACGCAGCCACGUGGCGGAAUCUCUGACGGUGACAUUGCCCGUGCAAUGGCUGAUGUUCGCCGCGACUUAUUUGACGAUGAAGUAUCAGCUGAUGGUAGUGAAAAUGAGCCGAGCGACACCCAGGCUCACGCGUCAACCCACGAGAAACAGCGCGCACGCAUUUCAGACGAAAUUCGACGGUUAGAGGCUGCUAAUGUGGCGAAGAAAGAAUGGGUGGUCGCUGGAGAAGCUAGGGCAGCUGAAAGGCCCACUAAUUCACUCAUAGAAGAGGACUUGGAUUUUGAAAGAAUUGGCAAACCGGUGCCAGUCGUAACAACGGACUUGUCUGAGAGCAUUGAGGAGUUGAUCAAGCGGCGAAUCAUCGCUAAGGAAUUUGACGAAGUCAUACGCCGCCGGCCGGGGCUGUCGGAUCGCCAGCAUACUCAAAGGUCUCCUGUUGAACUCGAGGAUAGCAAAUCACAGCAGGGCCUCGCGGAUCUAUACGAAGCAGAUCAUCUCCGGGCAACGGACUCAAAUUACGUCGACCCCAAAAACCAGAAGCUUUCAAAGGAGCGUACAGAAAUCGGUGACCUCUGGAGGGAGAUAAGCUCUCAGCUGGACACGCUUUCCAAUUGGCACUACAAACCGAAAGCGCCACAGGCCAGCAUAAAUGUUGUUACAGACGCUGCCACGAUUACAAUGGAAGAUGCUCAGCCCAACGCUAGUGGUGCCGUUCGCUCAUCGGCGACUCUUGCACCACAAGAAAUCUACGCACCAGGCGAGAACAGGAGGGACACUGGUGAGAUAGUAUUGAGGAAUGGGGUUCCAGUCACGAAGGAGGAAAUGACUCGAGAAGAAAAGGCAAAGCUGAAGCGCCGACAGAAGAAGCCGAGCCGCACCUCUGCUGAUUCCUCCAAUCAGCCUUCUAGAACGGCGGUUCAGAAACAGCAAAUUGUAUCAGACCUUAAAAAGGCAGGUGUCAAGUUGAUCGGGAAGGAGGGUGAUAUGACAGAUCUUAGUGGGAGUAAGGUUGCAGGCAUAGGCGGGAUUGGCGCUCAUGCGAUGAAGCUAUAA